Molecule: messenger RNA, 498 nt
Organism: Fusarium musae
Lineage: Eukaryota; Fungi; Ascomycota; Sordariomycetes; Hypocreales; Nectriaceae
Exons: 2
Coding region: 1-498 (165 amino acids)
Source: RefSeq, a predicted model, not a curated record
AUGACUCGACAAACUCGCCUUGCACUCGGCUACCAUGAGAAUGAGAAGAUUUACCAGGAGGACCCGAGGCAGAAGCAGCGCUUCUAUGCAGACAAAAGCGACUAUGUGGACGACAUAAACCGAUUGAAGAAGCUAUUUCGUCUAACAGUGAGAGAAGACUUAUCGGUGCUUGAUGGUCUCGACAUCCCUCAAAUUCGAGAAGUGUGUCGCAAGGAACUUCCAGAGGCAAGCAAGAAUAUAGAAGGGGCGAAGUCAUGCUUUGUUUUUGUCGCCGAUGAGGAAGUCUUGAAUGAUAUCACCCGUGGAGUAUUUGUGAUCAAAGUUGUUGGUUAUGAUUGGGACGAAGAUCGACUCGGGCAGGGUUGGAUGAGAAUUCGAACCGGCGAGGUGCUGGAACUUUGGCAGGCACUUUUACUUUGGGACUCCAUGGAUUCUGACCCUUACGAGGAGAUUCAGGAUCACUGGCUUGGACAGGAGUUGAAAAGGCUGGAGUAUUAA